CAGCGAAGGCGGUAACAGUUUGAUUGACAGCGCUUUCGAUACUCCUCCUCCAGAGGCGCUUAAAUGACAGGCGCGUGCAUGUGAGUUCGCGUUGACGCCAGUACAGAGAGGGAUGCUGUAGAGCAGCUCAACUUCCACCAGCGAGACUUAUUCUGUUUAAUUUAUCAUUCGUGCCUCAACCAUGAAGACCAUACUCGCUGCAUAUUCUGGUGUCCAAAAGGGCUCAGGCUCCAGCAUCCUCUCUGCCUUACAUGACCUGCCGUCCGUCCCCUGGCUGACACGAUCCAAGAUCGUGAAACAUCUGCAGAUGAUCUCCGUCCUGCAGUUUGUCAUGACAUUUCUUGCCAUGGGCAUUGGCUGCUCUCUGCUGCUUAUGUACAUGUUUUGCACUGACUGCUGGGUAAUUGCCGCCGUUUACACGGCCUGGCUCAUCUAUGACUGGAACACCCCAAAGCAAGGAGGCCGCAGAUCGACCUGGGUGAGAAAUUGGACUGUGUGGACAUACUUUAGAGACUAUUUUCCCAUAAGACUUAUCAAGACGCAUAACCUGCUUCCUAGCCGAAACUACGUUUUUGGCUACCAUCCUCAUGGCAUCUUCUGUUUUGGUGGUUUUUGUAACUUUGGGACAGAGGCCACAGGAUUCUCCAAGAUAUUCCCCGGAAUUAAGCCAUCUCUUGCCACAUUGGCUGGAAACUUCCGCUUGCCAGUGUUUAGGGAUUACCUGAUGUCUGGAGGUAUCUGCCCUGUAAAUCAAAACUCCAUUGACUACCUCCUGUCUAGUAACGGUACUGGCAAUGCUGUGGUCAUCGUGAUCGGAGGGGCUGCAGAAUCCUUGGACUGUGCCCCGGGGAUGAACGCCGUCACGCUGAAAAAACGCAAAGGCUUUGUGAAACUGGCCCUCAAGCAUGGUGCUGAUCUGGUGCCCGUCUACUCAUUUGGUGAGAAUGAGGUUUACAAACAGCUGAUUUUCAAUGAUGGUUCUUGGUGGCGUAUGGUUCAAAAGAGGCUUCAGAAGAUGUUAGGCUUUGCCCCGUGCCUGUUUCAUGGUUGUGGACUGUUCUUCCCAGAGUCAUGGGGUUUUGUACCUUACUGCAAACCCAUCACUACUGUUGUUGGUGAACCCAUCACAGUUCCAAAAAUCGAGGAGCCGAGUCAGGACGUCAUAGAUAUGUACCAUGCUAUGUACAUCAGGUCCCUCAAGUCUCUCUUUGACAAUUACAAGGCUCGUUUUGGUCUAAAUGAGAGUGACAUCCUUCUAAUUCAAUGAAAGAAUGCAUUGAGGAAUAGUAAUAACUUUAUAAAAGAACACUCUGGAACAUCCGCCCCCUAACUAAAGUGCCUGUUCAGAGAAGGUGAAAGAAAUCAAUGCGGUUUCUAUUCAUUCAAUAGUGUAAACAGUACUGAAAUGUACUGUUCUACAUGGGAUGCAGGGAAUCUAGCCUGUGUCACUUCUGCUCAUCGCCACUGGGUGGCAAUCCACAAUAAAUACUUUGCAGACUGCUGCCAAGUAUAAUCUAGAUUUCUCAGAUGGUGGAUGUAUAUUCCUCAAUAUAUGGCAAUAUAUAUAUUACAAGUAAUGUAUUAAAUAUUUAAUUUAAAUGCUGUACUAGAUAAAAGUGUUUGCCCCAUUAUAUUAUUUUUAAUGCACAAGCAAUGCAAUUAUUGGGAGUUUUGCCUUACUAAAAAGCCAAAGGGUGGUUGUGUAACCAAAGAGUGGAGGUGGAUUUUGGCCUUGUGUUAUAUAGCAACUAACCAAAAAGGAAAAUUGUGACUCAAUUGUUGGAAUAAUACGUCAGAAUGAAGGACAGGAAAUUGUGCUUUUAAGAAAAUGAUCCCUUAUUAAUCAUAGCUCUAAGGUUAAAGUGAAGUCUAGGAGGUGAAGCUGAUAAUGAAUGUUUGUAAAUGUGUGAUGGUACAGUAUUAUCAGAAUACUAAUGAAUGCUGGUUAUUUUUC
Molecule: messenger RNA, 1954 nt
Organism: Rhinichthys klamathensis goyatoka
Lineage: Eukaryota; Metazoa; Chordata; Actinopteri; Cypriniformes; Leuciscidae
Gene: dgat2
Product: diacylglycerol O-acyltransferase 2
Exons: 8
Coding region: 182-1267 (361 amino acids)
Biological process (GO): triglyceride biosynthetic process
Cellular component (GO): endoplasmic reticulum membrane
Molecular function (GO): diacylglycerol O-acyltransferase activity
Source: RefSeq, a predicted model, not a curated record